AGCAAUUCUGAACAAAACUCUUGGGAAAAAUGGAUAAAGAAUCUAAUUUAAACCUAAUUUAAGCAUUAUCAUAAAGAACUUUCAGCUAUAUCUUUCUGUAACAUAUCGCUUAAUUUCACCGAUUUUCACGCAAAAGUCUGAAGUAGUUCAGUUCAUGCGAAAGACAUUAGCCAAACUACAUGGUGUUUCGCUCCAGUCGGUUUCCUCUGGUAGUAGAAUGUCACCAAGAACCGGACUUCCUGAAUUUAGUCAAUUGGCUCCUACUACUGGUCAUUUAAUGCAUCCACCUCCUAAUGAUAAAGAAGUAAUGAAUAGAUCGAUUGAUUUAACGUUUGGUUUAAUCGUUGUGAUACUAAAUAUCGCUGAAAUUAUUCUAAUCAGCAGAAUUAAACGAAAAAAGAAAAUAUACGAAAUAUGUAUUCUGAGUCUCUCCGUUACAGAUUUGCUUUUCGGAAUUUCAAACAGCGUUGUCAGUGCAAUAUAUCUUUCAAAAAAUGCUCAAAAUGAAAGCAUAUUAGAGAUAACAUACACAACAUAUUUUUAUUUCGUCUUAAACUCAAUACUCCACUUGAUUUGGAUAACUUUUGAUCGCUUGUGGUUGGUUCUAAAACCCUUGCAGCAUAGAGCCUACGUUUCAAGAAAAAGAAUUUGUAUCGUGUUAGCUGCUACAUGGAUCACUUCAACUGUUAUAGCUGCUUCUCUUUAUGCAUCAGAUAAGGUAUCAGACGCGUUCAUCAAGUCCUAUGUCACAACAUCUUAUGUUAACACAGCAGUUACCAACAUAACAAAUGAUUUCAAAACAUCUUCAACAGUAGCCCCAACAAUGUUCACCUUACCGGAAAUGAGUACAAAACUUUGGCGCACAAAACCUAAGUUAGAAGCAAUCAGGAAUGUUCGUAGAGAAAAGACAUAUCAGGAUACAAUGCAGCUUGUGUUGUCUGUAUUUAUUAUUAUAGCCGAUGUAGUAUUAAUUUCCACUUAUGGGAUGAUCAUAUAUCUACUUAACAACUCACUACGAACAGAGAGUAUCAAUCAUAUGUGUAUCCAUUGUAGCUAUAUUCGUCAUCUUCACUUUACCAUACGCGCUAGUCCGGCUUAUUACAAAACACGUACCAUUAUGGGGAAAUUUAAUGUUGAUUUCAAACAGUGGUUUAAAUAGUAUUAUAUACUUCUUUCGUGGAAAAUGUGAGAAAUAUCAAGAAAAACGAGCCCUAAAAAACGCACAGAUAAUUUUUACAGUGUCAACUACAACUUUUUCAACUCAUUGUUGAUAAAAAUUACAAACUGGAAAGAACCAAAAAAAGCAUUCUUCGUCCUUUUAAUAUAGUAUUUUUAGAAACUAGACUGUUUAUUAACUCAAAAAAUUUAUAAUGUAUUAAAAAAAAUAUACGUCUGAUCUAUUACAAUAAAUAAUUGCAUGUAAUAUAGGCUUUAGAAUAACACACUUUAGAAUAAAACGAUAUAUUUCUGGUCAAGUAAUAUGAAUAUAAAUGUGUGUAAAUUUUUUAACUCGUUUGGAUUAUUUUAUAGAGUGCAAAUUUUUCCUUAACAUGCGCUUACAAGGAUUGUAUUUUCAAAUUAUAUAGCGUUAGAGGAGAUCUUUUUUCAUAACAAGAAACUUUUUUGCAUCUAUGUACAUUUAUAGUUGUUUUAUUUUACUUAAAGGAUGCACGUAAUGACUGCUAGUCUUCGCUUUAAUGGAUUGGUUAGAAAUCAGGCCUGUGGAGUGAAAAGUUUAUCAGUACUGAGGGAAAAAACAAUUUCACAUUUAAACAUCAUACUUAACAUUUAAAGUGAAUAAAAAUAUCAAAAUAGUCUUUGGUAUCCAUAAUUUAAUCUAUGUAGGCUAAUCUAUGCUUUCAAACCAAUGCAAUGAAUUUUCUUUCCUUUUUAACAGAACUUAAAAUAGAGAAGAUAAAAAGCUUUUUUAUUAAGAAGUAAUUUGUUUGGUAUUUGUUUUAUAGCUUUGUUAUCGUAUUGAAAAUAGCUUGAAAUUCUCAAUAUUAAUACAUAUUUUUCUUUUAACUCAUAUUUACAUGACUUAGAGAAUAAUUUUUAUCUCCUAAUUUUCCAUCCGUAGUUUAUAGAAGCCACGAUUUUUGCUUAGACAAACUACAGGUGCCGCUGGAUAAGUGAAACUUUCCUUGGACCGAAGAAAAUGGUUUCACUAGCUUCGAAGUUUCCUUUAAACAAACAUUAAUUUUGUCAAAAACGUCGUUCUGUGAAAAAAAUAUAGAAUUCAUAAAAAUACGGUUGUCUAAGCUUCGAGAAAGGGUAAUUUAAGACAUAAGUUCAAUUUACGAGAAUUACUUUUAUGUAGCCACUGAGUUGUAAUGUAUCACCACGCUCAUGAUUCGAAUGUAAAAAAGCACAAUCAAGCGCUGGAAGUCCGGAAUUUGUUUUGAGAAUGGAGGAAAAUUUCCUGUUAUUUUUAAUUUAAAUUUAUUCUACUGUUGUUUAUCUAAAAACAAUAAUAACAUAAACAACUCAGGAGCAUUUGAAUUCAAAAAAAAUGAGCAACGUCGUGUACUGGGUUAAAUCGACCUAAUGUUCUUUUUCAUUUCAAACGAAAAUUAUUUUGUUUAUUUAAUCUCUUCGCCAUUUAGUAUUUAAAAUUUAAUUAUAGACAGAAAAAAAACCUUGAAGAUUCCUAUAUUACAUCACGGAGCCGACUUUAAACAAUUAAAAAAGAAACUAAAAAAAACUUCUAUUUCACAAGGGCAUCACGUAAAUUAUCCUUUAAUAAUUAUUACACUUGUUACUUUUAUUUCAUGUAUUAUGCGGUUUCUAAUGCAUCAACUUUGUAUAUAAAAUAGAGUAAACUUUUAAUUUUUAACUUUGUAUAGUACUGAUGAUGACGUAAGCCGAAAAACAUUUACUUUUGAAAAUACAUAUUGAUUUUUUUGUUUUGUUUUUAUCUUUUAGGAUUUAUAUCUGCAAUAAUCUAACAUUUUUAUCCUUUUUCUCAGGUAGCCAUUUUAACCAACCAAAGUUAAAAUAUUUUACUCCCAACUUUGCGUUUCCCCCUUAACUGUAUAAAUUCAUGCAAACGUGCCCUUUUAUUACUUUUUUCAGGCUAGUGUGAUCCAGCUUUAAUUUCCUAAUUAGUGUUUUUAACAAAACAAUGUUAAAAAUACCUAUUGUGAAAAAUGGAUAAGGAGUUUAAUUAAAACUUAAUUACAACAUUAUAGGAAAGAACUUUGAGCUUGAUCUUCCUUUAACACACCGUUUUAUUUCUUGCAACAUUUCUCACAAAAGUCUGAACAAGUUCAGUUUUAGUUUAUGCAAACGACAUUAAACAAAGUACAUAAUGUUUCGUCCUAGUCUCUUUCCACCUGGUAGCAUGCAACCAAGAACUGGACUUCCUGGAUUUAGUCGAUUGCCUCCUACUGGUCAUAUAAGGCCUCCACCUCCAUCCCAGGGCCCUAACG
Messenger RNA from Hydractinia symbiolongicarpus, 3431 nucleotides. RefSeq names its product 5-hydroxytryptamine receptor 1B-like. Gene Ontology annotation, cellular component: membrane. Gene Ontology annotation, biological process: G protein-coupled receptor signaling pathway. Gene Ontology annotation, molecular function: G protein-coupled receptor activity. The coding region runs from base 155 to 1159 and encodes 334 amino acids. The transcript is spliced from 3 exons. The record is from RefSeq and is a predicted model, not a curated record. Lineage: Eukaryota; Metazoa; Cnidaria; Hydrozoa; Anthoathecata; Hydractiniidae.